Drosophila montana is the source of this 384-nucleotide messenger RNA. RefSeq lists its product as uncharacterized. The record is from RefSeq and is a predicted model, not a curated record. The coding region runs from base 124 to 384 and encodes 86 amino acids. Gene Ontology annotation, biological process: mitochondrial respiratory chain complex IV assembly. Gene Ontology annotation, cellular component: mitochondrial intermembrane space. The transcript has a single exon. NCBI's taxonomy places the organism in Eukaryota, Metazoa, Arthropoda, Insecta, Diptera, Drosophilidae.
CUCACUCACGCCCAAUUGACAGUUGUUUUUAUUUGCUUUAUUUACGUUUUAUCUAUUUCAUAAUUGCCGUAUGCUCGCUUAUUAAUAUUUUGAGAUAAGAUCUUGGUGGUGACAAACAUACAAAUGACUUCUCAGAUCUACAGUCAGAAGAAGUUCAUACCCACAGCGCCGGAGAAGGGCAGCUUUCCAUUAGAUCACGAGAGCUUGUGCAAGAAGCACUUCCUAAUCUACGCCAGUUGCUUGCGGCGCAACGAUAACGACAACGCCAAGUGCCGGGCAGAGGCGCAAGAGUAUUUGGGCUGCCGCAUGGACAACAAUCUUAUGGAAAAAACAGAAUGGGCGAAAUUGGGAUUUCCGGAAAAAGAGAAGCAGCAGCAGCAAUAA